CGGGGGCUGCAGGUAAUGAGGUUUGCUGUUGAGGAGAUCAACAACUCCAGUACCCUCCUGCCUAACGUAACCCUUGGUUACCAUAUAUUUGAUCACUGCACUGACGCUCACAAUUUGCCAGACAUCCUCCAGUUAUUCUCUGUUAAUGACUCUGUAAAUCUCAAGCAGAUGUAUAACCACUACCAGUCUCAAGUUAUAGGCUUCAUUGGUGCCUUCACUAGCACUGAAACUAUCAAUCUGGCUCCAAUGUUCAUGAUGGAUCUGAUUCCGAUGGUCAGUUACGGGGCCACCAGUUCUACCCUCAGUGAUAAAGUGACAUAUCCAUCCCUCAUAAGGACCAUGCCUAACAACAAAAGUCAGAUUGAACUCAUCAUUCACAUCAUCAAGUAUUUUGGUUGGGACUGGGUGGCGUUUAUUGCCUCCAAUUCUGAGUAUAGUAACAAUGGCUUUCAACUGUUUGUUGAACUGAUUAAAAACACAGGCAUCUGCCUGGGAUACAAAGAGCUACUCACUGACCAAUCAAAGUUGAACACAACAUUUCAUAGGAUAGACACACUCAAGAUUAAUGUCAUUAUCCUUUUCAUUGGGUCAGUCUUUGCUGAGAAAAUUAUCACCACCUCAGUACAACUUGGCGUCCACAAUAAAGUCUGGAUUGCCAGUGAUUCCUGGUCCAUGAACAACUAUUUGCUCACACUCCAAGGAAUAGCAACUAUUGGCACCAUUAUAGGUGUGACACCAACAGUUGUUCCCCUACCUGGCUUUGAUGAGUUCAUUUACCAGUCACAACACAGAGGCGAUUCUGUCCACAGCGUUGAAGUCUUCUGCAACCAGGCCUGUGAUAACUGUUCCUCAGUCAGCCCAGAGGAUGUCAUCAAUGAAAACCCUGUCUUAUCUUUCCCCAUUUAUUCUGCUGUGUACACCAUGGCAAUGGCUUUGCACAAUGUUCUACAGUGCAACCAUUCAGGAUGCAACUACAUUUGCCCAGUCUACCCCUACAUGCUUCUACAAGAAAUCAAACGCUUGCAGUUCCACCUGAAAGAGUUUUUCAUAUCUUUUGACAAGAAUUUGGACCUACAUUCAAGCUACUCUAUUCUGUUUUGGGACACCAGUAAUCACUCCGUGAAGAUUCAUCAGAUUGGCACGUACAGCAACUAUCCUGUGUCAAAUCUGACUAUUUUUGACACAGAUCUAUACUGGCAUGACAGUGGAGUGGUGCCAUUUUCUAACUGCUCUGUGGAGUGUAAACCAGGGCAUGUGCGGCAGAAGAAUGGUCUUCAUCAGUGCUGUUUUAUUUGUGUGAAAUGCCUCAGUAACCAUUAUGCCAACCAUACAGCUAACCUGUAUUCAUGCCUGAACUGUGACAAGUAUGAGUGGUCCGAGGCUGGAAGCACGUCAUGCCAGACACGUUCCGUGGAAUACCUCCACUUCUCCGAUGGCUACUCCAUUGUCCUCAUGGUCUUUGCAUCCUCCUUCAUGCUCCUGUGUCUGGGGGUGGCCAUGCUGUUUGUCAUGCACCGCUCCACGCCUGUAGUGCGGUCAGCAGGGGGCAGCAUGUGCUUCCUGAUGCUGGGCUGCCUCGCCGCUUCUGCCAUCAGCAUCUUCUUCUACUUCAGCGAGUUGUCAACCUUUAGCUGCAUUGUUAGGGACUUAGUAUAUGCCUUCUUCUACACCGUGUGCCUGUCCUGCCUGUUCGUCCGCUCCUUCCAGAUCAUUUGCAUCUUCAAGAUGGCCGCCCACCUGCCCAAAGCGCACGCAUGGUGGGUGAAGCACAAUGGCCAGUGGUUGGUGGUAGCUGCCCUCUCUCUCCUCCAGCUCCUGCUCUGUACCCUGUCAAUGGCCACAAGUCCCCCUUUGCCAAAAGAGGACACAUCAUUCAAAGACCAGAUUGUCCUCAAAUGUAAUGCAAAUAAUAUAGUCAUCUCAUCUUUACCUAUUGGUCUCAUGUUGAUCCUCAGUGGGCUUUGUUUCUGCUUCUCCUACAUGGGAACAGACCUGCCCAAGAACUACAAUGAGGCCAAAGCCAUCACUUUCAGCAUGUUGUUGUUUUGUCUGAGCUGGGCCAUCUUUAUCACAGCUGACCUGAUGUCCCACACCAAGUAUGUGCAGGUGGUGAAGAUUGUGGUUGAGCUGAGCUGUUUGUAUGGCAUCAUGUUCAGUUACUUCAUCCCAAAGUCCUUCAUCAUUGUCUUUCAGCCUGUAAAGAACACACAGGAGUAUUUCCAAGCCAGCAUUCAGAGUUACACACAAACUAUAAGCAGAAUGUAG
Molecule: messenger RNA, 2265 nt
Organism: Alosa alosa (allis shad)
Lineage: Eukaryota; Metazoa; Chordata; Actinopteri; Clupeiformes; Clupeidae
Product: taste receptor type 1 member 1-like
Exons: 5
Coding region: 16-2265 (749 amino acids)
Biological process (GO): G protein-coupled receptor signaling pathway
Cellular component (GO): membrane
Molecular function (GO): G protein-coupled receptor activity
Source: RefSeq, a predicted model, not a curated record